Messenger RNA from Stomoxys calcitrans (stable fly), 1738 nucleotides. Its product is annotated as venom acid phosphatase Acph-1. Gene Ontology annotation, molecular function: phosphatase activity. NCBI's taxonomy places the organism in Eukaryota, Metazoa, Arthropoda, Insecta, Diptera, Muscidae. Bases 362 to 1558 code for a protein of 398 amino acids. The record is from RefSeq and is a predicted model, not a curated record. Gene Ontology annotation, biological process: dephosphorylation. The transcript has 5 exons.
UUGUAUGGACUAGUACUCAGACUCAGUACAUCUCAGUACCUUGCGGUAGGCGCACAACAAGUUUAAUGAAUUUUCGUAUUUCAUUGAACAUUACGGUUCGGGGUCCCACAAAGAACACACACGCGAUGUGAAAUAUUAUUUUUAGAAGAAAAAAAAAACAAGAAACUAGCAAAGCAAAAUACGAGCGCAAAUAAAUAACAUAACAAAUGCAAAUUAUGAAUUCAUUGAAUGAAGCGUCCAAGUGAAAAUUAUUCACCAAAUUUUUUAUUUAAAGCAUCCAUGCUAACGUUGUGAAGAAUAUAAAUCAUUGAUUUAUUCAUAUUUAUUUAAUAUACAACAAGUGAAUGUUAUCUCUGAAAAAAUGACAAACAUAGAUUGUAAAUCGAGGCGUGGCACCAAAAUAUCGGUGAUCAUUUUGGGCGGCGCUUUAUGUGCUGUAAUGAUGGCUUAUUUUGUCUUUGGCGAUAAUAAUGAUGAGCGGGGCCUACGCAAUUUACGUAUGAUAUCAAUACUCUUCAGACAUGGGGAAAAAAAUCCCAGCGGUCUCUAUCCAAAUGAUCCGCAUAGUACUCACGAAUGGCCAGGUGGUUUGGGAGCUUUAACACAGAAAGGUAGUUUACAAUCCUACAAUUUGGGCAAAAAUCUGCGCAUGCGCUAUUAUCGGUUACUACCUCCCAAUGGUCUCUACACGCAGCAGCAAGUAUCGGUUUUAAGUUCCGCAGCAGAACGUUGCCUUAUGAGUGCCAAUAGUUUGUUGGCAGGAUUCAUGCCGCCAUUGGAGCAUAAUAAUCCCUUGCCCAUUGAAUGGCAGACAGUGGCAGUGAAUUCUAUACCAAGGAAUGAGGAUACGUUGCUAGCCCAAAAGAAACCUUGUGCCAAAUAUGAUACAAUUCUGGAGAAAUUGUAUAAAUCACCACCACCGGACUUAAAGAAAAUCGAUGAGGAAAAUUACAAUCUUUAUCGUCUGCUGACCAAACACACUGGCAAGAAUAUCACCUCGGUCUUGGAUGUGGAACUGUUGUAUAAUAUUUUGAAAAUCGAGAGUGAAGCUGGUCUUACACUACCCGAUUGGGCAGAGAAUAUAUAUCCGGAUCGUUUGGAACCAUUGGCAGAACGUAGUUAUACCCUAUUUACCGAAACGAAUCUCAUGAAAAAGGUGAAGGGUGGAGCUUUUCUAACGGAAAUUCAUUCCAAAAUGAUAAACAAAAGAAAACGAAAUUUAAAUCCAGAUAGAAAAAUAUUCCUAUACUCAGGGCAUGAUGUCACCCUGGUCAAUGUUAUGAACUCUUUGAACAUAAUGGAUCAGACAGCGAAAUUGCCAGAGUAUGCUUCAGCUUUGGCAUUUGAGCUGCAUCAUAGUUCAUUGUUUAAGGAUGAUUUUGAAGUGAAGAUUGUCUAUUAUUACAACAGCGAUGAUAAAUUCCCCAAAGAAUUGGCCAUACCCAAUUGUGAUGCCCCUUGUUCCUUGACCCAAUUUACCGCUUCAAUAAGUCAUUUACUUUUGGAUAAUUAUGAUGAGACCUGUGAGAAUCCCACACCCGCCGAUUGCAAAACCUAGCUGGUGUACAUUUGUGUGGGCCUUAUAAAACAUGGGGGUUGGGGAAGAAUUUAUUUUGUUGUUAUAUUGUUGAGGAGUAUUUAUUGUUAAGUGUAACUGUGUAUUCAUUAAAAUGUACGUACUUUGAACUGAUGUGUGAUAUUGAACCACUUAAUAAACAUUGUUGUUUAUUAAAUUAAA